AACCGGUCAAACCCCCUAAGUUAGUGUGAUUCAUACUACUACUCCUUAUUAUAACAUCUUUGGUUUGAAAAGUUAAACACCUAGCUAGCUAGCUCCACUUAUUACGGACUAAUUAACAAACUUUCCAUGCAGUGAGUGAGGAUCGGAGAUCAUCAAGGCGGAGGCGGCGGCCGGCGGGAGGAUCACCACCAUGACAACCGGCGUCAAGAUGGAUCGCAGCCACAACAAGAAAUACCCCAUCACCUCUCUAGCCAUGGUUUCUCUCCUACUAGUCAUCUCCCUUUGCCUCUGCACAUGGACCCCACUCUCCAUUUCCUUCCUUCCCCAGUCCCACUUCACAUCCAAGGGGACGGUGGUAAAGGACCAUCUGGAAGAAGCCUUGCAGAGGGCGACGAUGGGAGCAAGGAGCAAGACAGUGAUCAUAACGAUAAUAAAUCGGGCGUACGUUGAACCGGUCAACGGCGAGACCCAGUCAAUGCUGGAUCUUUUCCUAGAGGGGUUCUGGGAGGGGGAAGGGACGAGGGCGUUGGUGAACCGGAUGCUAGUGGUUUCAAUGGACCGAACUGCCUAUCAGCGGUGCAUUUUCCGCCGGUUGCAUUGCUAUAGGUUGAGAACUGACGGAGACGGCGAUGGGGACUACGCCUCUGAGAAGCUUUACUUGUCUGACGGGUUUGUGAGGAUGAUGUGGAGGAGGACUCUCUUCCUCACCGACGUUCUUAAACGUGGUUACAACUUCAUUUUCUCAGACACAGAUAUAAUAUGGUUAAGGAACCCAUUCACGCGAUUAAGUCUCAACACCACAGAGGAUUUACAAAUAAGCACAGACGCCUUCGACGGUGAUCCAUGGUCGGAAAAGAAUCCGAUCAACACCGGGUUCUACUACGUACGGUCCAACAACCGGACCAUAAUGAUGUUCGAGGCAUGGUAUAAGUUGAGGGAAAGGUACCCGAGCAGUAGUCGAAUGAAGGAGCAAGACGUGCUGGCGAAGAUGAAACGUGAUGGCAUGUUGAGGGACAUGGGGCUCCUCGUACGGUGCUUGGACGUUGUCCACUUCAGUGGCUUUUGCAGCGACAGCAAAGAUGUCACUGCAGUGGUGACUGUCCAUGCAAAUUGUUGCAAGUCCAUUAAGGCAAAAAUGGUGGAUCUUAGAAAUGUUUUGAAGGACUGGAAGGUUUAUCGCCGCCAGAAGUACUCUUCUUCAAGUAAUAAUAAUAAAGAAGAAAUCAGUAGAGAUUUCAAGUGGUCGGAACAUGUUUCGUGUAGAAAUUCCUGGAAAGGAUUUAAUGCAACAACAAUAGUACAUUGCCUACAUGAGCGCUGAUUCCCAAGCGACAAUAUGAAUUUGUAACCUUUGGUUGAAAUUAAUAAAAUUAAUUUUCCAAACUAUUUUAUUCGCAUUCAAUUUUUUUCCCUGAAAGAGCAACCAUCAAGAUAAGUAGCCAAGUCCAAAUCUACGAAGAUACACAUAUCUCCAUGAUUUGUAGCCAGGGUUGCUCUAAUUUCUUUCGAUUAGGCUCUUCCACUAAUAAGGAAGAACGCAAUUUUGUUCGGGUCUGACUUUUUACCGAAAAGAAAGAACGGCUAGAACAAGAAGUAAAUUAAGGAGUGGAUG
This is a messenger RNA of Cuscuta campestris, 1612 nucleotides long. The record is from the annotation of a GenBank genome assembly. Lineage: Eukaryota; Viridiplantae; Streptophyta; Magnoliopsida; Solanales; Convolvulaceae.